GUCCGGGGAAGGGUUUUGCAGACGUACCGGGAACUGUUUGCAAGGUUUCCUUAGAUUUGGGGGUGUUCCGCAGCGGCGGGUCCCGGGACCCAAGGAAAGAGAGCUCUUCCUAGGCUCGCGAGAGCGCCCCCUUCUCCCACGGCUGCUGGGCUCCACCAGUAGCUAUGGCUCCGGUGUCCGGCUCGCGCAGCCCGGAUGGGGAGGUCUCAGUUGCGGGAGGAAGACGUCGCAGUUCGUCAAAGAGUCCGAAGCCCAGCAAAUCUGCCCGCUCCCCGCGGGGCCGCCGCUCUCGCUCGCACUCUUGCUCUCGCUCCGGGGACCGGAAUGGACUUAGCCAUCAGCUAGGUGGCCUCAGCCAAGGCUCCCGAAACCAAUCCUACCGCUCACGCUCGCGGUCGCGUUCUCGAGAGCGGCCCUCUGCGCCCCGGGGCAUCCCCUUCGCUUCUGCCUCCUCGUCAGUCUAUUAUGGCAGCUACUCGCGCCCCUACGGGAGCGACAAGCCUUGGCCCAGCCUCCUCGACAAGGAGAGGGAGGAGAGCCUGCGGCAGAAGAGAUUAAGUGAGAGAGAGAGAAUUGGAGAAUUGGGAGCUCCUGAAGUAUGGGGACUUUCUCCAAAGAAUCCUGAACCAGAUUCUGAUGAACAUACACCAGUAGAGGAUGAAGAGCCAAAGAAAAGCACUACUUCAGCUUCUACUUCAGAAGAAGAAAGAAAGAAAAAGAAGAAGCCUAGCCAUUCAAAAGAAAGGUCCAAGAAAAGGAGAAAGAAAAAAUCAUCAAAAAGAAAACACAGGAAGUAUUCUGAAGAUAGCGACAGUGACUCUGAUUCUGAAACAGACUCCAGUGAUGAAGACAACAAAAGGAGAGCAAAGAAAGCCAAGAAAAAGGAAAAGAAGAGGAAACACAGAUCGAAGAAAUAUAAGAAAAAGAAGUCUAAGAAGAGCAGAAAAGAGUCCAGUGAUUCAAGCUCUAAAGAAUCCCAAGAAGAGUUUCUGGAGAAUCCCUGGAAGGAUCGAACAAAGACUGAAGAACCUUCAGAUUUAAUUGGCCCAGAGGCUCCAAAAACACUCACCUCUCAAGAUGAUAAACCUUUGAACUAUGGCCAUGCCCUGUUACCUGGUGAAGGUGCAGCUAUGGCUGAAUAUGUAAAAGCUGGAAAACGUAUCCCACGAAGAGGUGAAAUUGGCUUGACAAGUGAAGAAAUUGCAUCAUUUGAAUGCUCAGGUUAUGUAAUGAGCGGUAGCAGGCAUCGCCGAAUGGAGGCUGUGCGACUACGAAAAGAAAACCAGAUUUAUAGUGCUGAUGAGAAGAGAGCCCUUGCAUCCUUUAACCAAGAAGAGAGACGAAAGAGAGAGAACAAGAUUCUGGCCAGUUUUCGAGAAAUGGUUUACAGAAAGACCAAAGGGAAAGAUGACAAAUAAGGAUUUUCUGAUUGUCCAGAGACAUUUUUAACAACAAAAACGAAAGUCUGGGUUCCACACAUGCAUACAAAAAGAUCGUCAUGCUCUGAGAAAGCUUUACAUUGCUACUGUGCCUUCUAUUUAAUUCUUUCAGUCCUUCAGUAAAAAGCUACUUAUUGAUAGAACUUUAA
Molecule: messenger RNA, 1588 nt
Organism: Saimiri boliviensis boliviensis (Bolivian squirrel monkey)
Lineage: Eukaryota; Metazoa; Chordata; Mammalia; Primates; Cebidae
Gene: NKAP
Product: NFKB activating protein
Biological process (GO): negative regulation of DNA-templated transcription
Cellular component (GO): nucleus
Molecular function (GO): chromatin binding
Source: RefSeq, a predicted model, not a curated record